Molecule: messenger RNA, 5010 nt
Organism: Mauremys reevesii (Reeves's turtle)
Lineage: Eukaryota; Metazoa; Chordata; Testudines; Geoemydidae
Gene: TFEB
Product: transcription factor EB
Exons: 9
Coding region: 182-1570 (462 amino acids)
Biological process (GO): humoral immune response; regulation of transcription by RNA polymerase II; positive regulation of DNA-templated transcription
Cellular component (GO): nucleus
Molecular function (GO): RNA polymerase II cis-regulatory region sequence-specific DNA binding; protein dimerization activity; DNA-binding transcription factor activity, RNA polymerase II-specific
Source: RefSeq, a predicted model, not a curated record
CGCAGCGCGGGCGGCGGCGGCUGGAGCGGCCCCCCCGGGGAGCGGCCGGGUGUCCGGCCAGGCGCGCGGGGCCGCCGGGACUUGGAGCAAGUUGGGGAAAGUCCGCGGCGGGCGCUGACCUUCACGGGAGGCAAUUCCUUUGUGCCGCGGGAGGAGCUGUAACCUGUCCCACACGUGCACCAUGGCGUCGCGAAUCGGCCUGCGGAUGCAGCUAAUGCGGGAGCAAGCGCAGCAGGAGGAGCAGAGGGAGCGGAUGCAGCAGCAGGCAGUGAUGCAUUAUAUGCAGCAGCAGCAGCAGAUGCCGCUGGCCCCCACGCCUGCCAUCAACACUCCAGUCCAAUUCCAAUCCCCGCCAUCCGUGCCAGGAGAGGUCUUAAAGGUUCAGUCGUACCUGGAGAACCCCACCACAUAUCAUCUGCAGAAGUCACGGGACAAGAAGGUCCAGGAGUAUAUCUCUGAAACCUACGGGAACAAGUUUGCUGCUCAGAUCAGUCCUAUCCGGCAAUCUCCGAAGCCUCCCCCUGCCGCCUCGCCGGGCGUCAGGCCCGGCCAUGUCAUGCCCUCUUCAGCCGGCAACAGCGCCCCCAACAGUCCCAUGGCCUUGCUCAACAUCAGCUCCAACCCGGAGAGGGAGAUAGACGAGGUCAUUGAUGACAUCAUGCGUCUGGAUGACGUUUUGGGCUAUAUUAACCCGGAAAUGCACAUGCCCAACACCCUUCCAAUGUCCAGCAGUCACAUGAAUGUAUAUAGUGGUGACCCCCAGCUGAUGGCCCCCCUGGUGGGUGCCACCAGCAGUUCCUGCCCCGCCGACCUCACUCAGAAGAGAGACCUGACAGGUAACGCAUAUGCCGAGAGCCGUGCCUUGGCUAAAGAGCGUCAGAAGAAGGACAAUCACAACCUGAUUGAGAGAAGACGAAGGUUUAACAUCAAUGAUCGCAUCAAAGAACUCGGAAUGCUGAUCCCAAAAGCCAAUGAUCUGGAUGUUCGCUGGAACAAAGGGACGAUCCUGAAGGCCUCGGUUGAUUACAUCAGGAGGAUGCAGAAGGACCUGCAGAGGUCGCGGGAUCUGGAGAAUCACUCUCGGCGUCUGGAAAUGACGAAUAAGCAGUUACUGAUCCGUAUCCAGGAGUUGGAGAUGCAGGCACGCCUCCAUGGGCUGCCCGCCUCCUCGCCCUCCGGCGUGAACGUGGCAGAACUAGUUCAGCAGGUCGUGAAGCAAGAAGUGACCGGAGAGGACGGGUCGAUGGAGCCUCAGCAGCCCCAGCUACCUCCAGACCAGGAGACGCAGCAACAGCCACCCCUGGCGCUGCUGCCUCCGUCUUCCUACCAGCUGGACUUUACCCACGGCCUGAGCUUUGACGAUGGCUCCAGAGGGUUCCGCGACCAGCUGGACCCCAGCCACAAUGUCUCUUUCCCCUCUUUAUCCAAGAAGGAGCUGGACUUGAUGCUGAUGGAGGACACCAUGUUACCUCUGGCUGCUGACCCCUUGUUCUCCGCCAUGUCUCCCGAGGCCUCCAAGGCCAGCAGUCGCAGGAGCAGCUUCAGCAUGGAGGAUGCUGACAUGCUGUGACAAGGAGCCGCUCGGAGCCUGGGGAAAAGGACGAGGAGUGAGGCUUGUCUGUGAAGACACCACCCACACACACACCCAAGAGGACCCCAGUCCACACUUGAGCCUACAUAGAAAUACGUUUCUCUAUGCAAGUGUUGUCACAGUCACUGGGAAAGUCAGACCCUUGUUGCUACAACUCGAUCUGCAAACUUUCUUGCUUUGCCAUUAACUGAGCAGAGCUCCCUGGCUUCGAAUGACCCUAGAUUUACAGCCCAGCUGCCUUGCCUUUCAGCUAAACUUCCCACAAGCCGCACGCAAUGCAGGAGUGGAGGCUGGAAGCUGGCCCGUCAGGUAUGAGAAGGAGCCUUCGAGUCCUGGUGGAGGCUAACAGGGGGCUUGUCGCUCAGAGCGCCUUGCUGCAAAUGUGCAUCCAGCCAAGCUUUACCACUUGAACUCGCGUUCCCUCAAAGUCUUCCCAAGCCCUGGCACUAUCGUCCUGAAGACGUCGGCAGAGACGGCCUCGUACCGUGUUCCCGCAUUAGGCUUCCCCUUCUCUUUUUGUGCAGCUUUCCUGAGGGAGGGUGUGGUGUCCCUGGCCGUCACGGCAUAGGGGAGGCUCAUUGGGUAAGAAGGUGCAGGGGGGAGGAGGAGGGUAAUCUGAACAAAUUAUUUAGUGAUACCAGAGGGACACUUUCAAAGCCAGGAGCAGGAGUUGGAUGCAACAGUCUCAUUUAUUUGUCACCAGGGUUUGUAAAGGCAACGGCUUUGAGAGUGGACCUGUUGAGACCCACUCAACUUCCGUCCCAUUAGAGAUGGGUUCCUAACACUCGAAAGCGUUUAGGGGGUUGGGAUGCUGGUUUGGGCCCAUCUCUGCUUCCUCUCAGUCUGUUCAGAUGAAUCCCGAAACUUCCAAGUGACAUUCAGUCAAAACCAUCAGUGUGCGCCUGGUAUGGAACUAAACCCUUACUGAUGUGUCCAGAUACCAGCUUCUGGCUCUGCACCCACACUUAUUGGUGCCAGCCAUUUUGCACUAUAAAGCACUUGGGUGGCUUUUUCAAAUGCACUUAAGGGUGUAUUCACACUGCAGCUGGGAUAGGAUGACCAGAGAACAAGUGUGAAAAAUCGGAGUGGGGUGUAAUAGGCGCCUGAGACAAAGCCCCGAAUAUUGGGACGGUCCCUAUAAAAUCAAGACAUCUGGUCACCCUAGCUGGAGCAAGCCUCCCAGCCCAGGCAGACACGUGGUAGCGGGGCUCACGCGAACAGGCUAAGAACAGUAAUAUGCUGGUUGCGUUGCGAGCCAGGGGUUGAGGCGGGCUUGUACUCAGGCUGGCGUGCAUUGCUGUCUGUGCUGUGCCAUUUAUAUUGUGGUUUUUAGUGCGCUAGCUGGAGCAGAGCAAGCAUGUGUUCGCCUGCCCAAGCUGGGAGGCGCGCUCCCAUCUGCACCCGUAGCCGUGCCCUGAAUGACUUGCAACUACCGAGUACGUCUUUGGGCUGCAUCUGAACCUGAGACCUGGGGGCAUAUGUGUGUGGGAACCUCCCCUAUGAACCACACCUGGAAAAGGGGUUUGCAUGUGCCCCUGUGCACUGAAACCUCCAAGUUAGGACCCUCAUACCCAGCAUCCCCAGUGCCUGAACCUAGCAAAUCAAGCUCAUGGAAGGCACCCUAAAUAACUGGUUCAGUUAUUGUCAGGAUGAGCUUAGAUCUCGUCUUCCGUUAAAACACUCAGGGGGCCAAAUCCUGGCAGGCUUUGAGUGCCCUCUGCUCCCAGUGAAAUAAGUGAAAAACCUGGCUGAGUUGUUUUCUUUCUCAGUCUUUACUCAGGCAAGCCACCCAUUGGGGCCAGUGGGAGGUUUUGCCUGAGUUAAGGGGCCUCUGGGUUUGGCUCAGUGUGUUCAGUGUCAUCACGAACACGUGGAAGAUGGCCACAUGAGGUCAAGUGACCUGGAUCCAAAUGCUUUCUGCUGAAAUGUCCAUGGGAGGGAAUUUUUCUGCCCUUGAAGAGCACAAACCCAGCCAGCAGGGCCGGCUCCAGCUCUUUUGCUGCCCAAGUGGCGAAGUGGGGGGAAAAAAAAAAAAGAUAAAACCGUGAUUGGUGGCACUUUGGCAGCUCUACUGUGCCGCUUCGUUCUUCAGAGGCAAUUUGGCGGCAGGUCCUUCGCUCCAAGAGGGACUAAGGGACCUGCUGCUGAAUAGCCGUUGAAGACCUGGACGUGCCGCCCCUUUCCAUUGGCUGCCCCAAGCACCUGCUUUCUGCGCUGGUGCCUGGAGCCGGCCCUGCCAGCCAGGGGUAGAAGCUGGGGGAAGUUACAUGGGGUGGAGGGGAAGGAUGGAGGGGGAAUCUGAGUUCAUUGCUCAGUGAACUUGGCUCUGAAGAGGAGGAGAACAAGGUCUCUGUUCUACUGGGUUCUCGGGCAGCACUGAGGAACUCAGUGAUAUGGGGAAACUGGAGUUCUAAAUCUCUCAGGUGGGUGCUCCUCCAACCCAUGCUGCCCUUUCUUGAGGUUGAUCCCAGAACCAAUAUCCCUUUGACGAGGAAACAAGUCCCUCUUCGACUUCCUGUGUCUUCAUGUUCAGGUUCGUCUCUCUCUCACUGGGCGUGGCAUCCUAGAAACCAUGGAAAUUAGCCUUGCUGAGGUCAAAAGCAAAUAUUAAGGAGUUAUCCUACUCUGGGAAAGGUCUCUUCUGUGUCCUCAUCGUGGCUCUCUGUCUUCCCCCUCGCCCCCAGUUGCUUCCAUGUUUCUGGCAACACAAGCUAUGUUCUCGCUGAUUGGAAGAGGAUAUUUCCAUCCCUGACCAAAACAAGGUUUGGUCCAUUAAGAGAAUGGAAUCGAGGACUCCUUCAACAUGACCAGCACUGGCUCCUGACCUCAUUCAUGUUGUCAUAAUUCUGAGCUGGGGCUCUUCAGACAGAAGGCAAAUCGGUCUUUAUACCAUGUCUUCUGGAUCCUUAAUGUAAACCUGUAUCUGGGCCCCCACAUAGAGACUGGGUAACAGGGCAGCCACCCUGGUGUGAAGCAGCAGGAGGAGGAUUGUACAUUGGUAACGAUUGCCAAAAUCUUAGCCAGGGCUCUUUGGCUUCUAAGAGUCAAUCCCCUCUCCCUCCGGCUAUCCUCAGAUAGUUUUUGGCCUAAAGAGCCAAACCACUGAAGAGUUUCUUUGCACAGCUUUGUAGCUCAAUUGCUUUCUGCUUUCUCAGUGCUGUUGAUGUCGGCACAGCCACAAGGGGAAUUGGGGUGGGGAACAGUGGUGGGGGCAUCACUUUUAUUUAAAAGAAAAGACAACAGUAUUCUACAGUAAGAGCCUAAGGGGUAUAUGGGGAAGAUGGGGCAAUCUUUAGUAAUGAUUAGGGUUGUCAAGCGAUUUAAAAAAAAUGAAUCGCAAUUAAUCAUGCAAUUAAAAUAGAAUACCGUUUCUUUAAAUAUUUGUGGAUGUUUUCCACAUUUUCAAACAUAUUGAUUUG